Molecule: messenger RNA, 2154 nt
Organism: Aspergillus steynii IBT 23096
Lineage: Eukaryota; Fungi; Ascomycota; Eurotiomycetes; Eurotiales; Aspergillaceae
Product: catalase-domain-containing protein
Exons: 3
Coding region: 1-2154 (717 amino acids)
Biological process (GO): hydrogen peroxide catabolic process; response to oxidative stress
Cellular component (GO): cytosol
Molecular function (GO): heme binding; catalase activity
Source: RefSeq, a predicted model, not a curated record
AUGGCUACUAAGCAAGCUGAUCUUGAGCGGGACACCGUUGAGCCCUCGGGUGUCCAGCAUAUGACGACAGAUUUUGGUGUGAAGAUUUCUGAUCCUGAUCACUGGCUGCGAGUCGGUGAUGCGAAUCACAAUGGCCCGCCAUUGUUGGAGGAUUCGCUCGCCCGAGAGAAGAUCAUGCGUUUCGACCAUGAGCGUAUUCCCGAACGAGUUGUCCAUGCUCGUGGAGUCGGCGCUUUCGGCACUUUCAGAAUGAAGAAAAGCAUCAGCGACCUCACCACCGCCGGUGUUCUCACUGACACGUCGCGAGAGACGCCUGUCUUUACUCGGUUCUCCACCGUCCAGGGCAGUAAAGGCAGUGCCGAUACCGUUCGAGACGUGCGUGGUUUUGCAGUCAAAAUGUAUACUUCCGAAGGAAAUUGGGACAUUGUCGGCAACAACAUUCCGGUUUUCUUCAUUCAGGAUGCGAUUAAAUUCCCGGACGUCAUUCACUCGGUCAAGCCAGAACCACAUAACGAAAUUCCUCAGGGUCAAAGUGCCCAUAAUAACUUCUGGGACUUCCAGUACAUGCACUCGGAGACCACUCAUAUGCAGCAAUGGAUCAUGUCUGACCGAGCCAUCCCCCGCUCUCUUCGGAUGAUGCAAGGGUUUGGUGUGAAUACCUAUUCUCUCGUGAAUGCCGAAGGCAAGCGCCAUUUUGUCAAGUUCCAUUGGACACCCGAAUUGGGAGUUCACUCCUUGGUUUGGGAUGAGGCGCUUAAGAUCGCUGGGCAGGACCCCGAUUUCCACAGGAAGGACCUCAUGGAUGCGAUUGAUGCUGGCCAGUAUCCUAGGUGGAAGUUUGGUAUUCAGGUGAUUCCCCAAGAGAAAAAGAACGACUUCGAAUUCGACAUCGAAGACGCCACAAAGAUCUGGCCGGAGGAGCUGGUACCUAUCCAGUACGUUGGGGAAUUGGAAUUGAACCGAAAUGUGGACGAAUACUUCCCACAGACAGAGCAGGUUGCCUUCUGUACCAGCCACAUCGUUCCUGGGAUUGAUUUUUCAAACGAUCCCCUCCUUAUCGGCCGCAACUUUUCCUACUUUGAUACCCAAAUCUCGCGCCUGGGUCCCAACUGGCAAGAAUUGCCAAUCAACCGACCAGUGUGUCCCUAUAUGAGCUUGGUCAACAGGGAUGGCGCGAUGAAGCACCGAAUCACAAAAGGCAAGGUUAAUUAUUGGCCAAACCGAUACGAAACCAAUCCCCCAGCUUCGCCAUCCCAGGGUGGUUUCGCCACUUAUCCCGAGAAGCAAGAAGGUGUCAAGGCACGCCAGCUUUCGGACAAGUUCAAAGAGCAUUACAAUCAGGCCCAGCUCUUCUUCAAUUCUCUCUCUCCCAUUGAGAAAAUGCAUGUCGCCAAGGCCUUCUCGUUUGAGCUUGAUCACUGCGAUGAGGAGAUCGUCUACAAGCGCUUGUCAGAGCGUCUUGCCGUCAUAGAUCUCAACCUCGCGCAGACCGUGGCAAAGAAUGUGGGCGGCAACACACCGGUCAAGGCUACGAAGGCUAACGAUGGCCGGACCUCGAAGGGAUUGAGUCAGUUUGACUAUCUCGCCAAUGGUCCCCAGAUUGCUACGCGGCGUGUUGCAAUCCUCAUCACGGAUGGCUUCGACCAUGUUGCGUACUCGCAGAUGAAAGAUACUCUCCAGAAGCACGAAGCAUUUGUCUUUACCAUUGGCUCGCAGCGUCAGGGUGUCACAGCCGAAUCAGGUGAGAAGGUCAUCCCCGAUCACCACUUCCCCGGCAUGCGAUCGACGCUCUUCGAUGCGGUCUUCAUCCCUGGUGGAAAGCACGUGGGUGCGCUGGCGAAGAACGGUAUUGCCAAAUACUGGAUUACCGAGUCCUUUGCUCAUCUUAAGCCCGUUGCUGGCAUCAAUGAGGCAGUUGGAUUCAUCCAGCGGCAGAUCAACUUGGAUUCGGUCAAGCACGCUUCCUCUGCCGGUCAGAUCGUGGAAAGCUAUGGCGUUGUAACGGGGCAUGGCAACCCAGCAGAUCUUUUGAAGUCAUCAUCCAACAUCGGGGAUGACAGUCAAGGAUUUGUCGACCAGUUUAUUUGGCAGAUUUCUCGGCAUAGGAACUGGCAAAGAGAGUUGGACGGAUUAAUUGACGAGGUAGCCGCUUGA